Rhodamnia argentea is the source of this 1050-nucleotide messenger RNA. RefSeq names its product MADS-box protein AGL42-like. Lineage: Eukaryota; Viridiplantae; Streptophyta; Magnoliopsida; Myrtales; Myrtaceae. Gene Ontology annotation, biological process: positive regulation of transcription by RNA polymerase II. The transcript has 9 exons. Gene Ontology annotation, cellular component: nucleus. Gene Ontology annotation, molecular function: protein dimerization activity; RNA polymerase II cis-regulatory region sequence-specific DNA binding; DNA-binding transcription factor activity, RNA polymerase II-specific. The record is from RefSeq and is a predicted model, not a curated record. The coding region runs from base 393 to 1025 and encodes 210 amino acids.
ACCCAUCUGCGUCUUUGAAUCUUCUUUUACCAAAUUAAUCAUUGCCGUUUCGGUCGAACUUGAAUGCUUUGUUUUCCUCCUUAUUUCUUUCCCACUUUGUUUGUAUUCUCCUUUUCAUGGGUACAUCACACCAUUUUCGCCUCGAGUAGAAGAUCGUUGAAUUUGGAAUAAUGGGUCUUUUUCUUUUUCCUUCUAUGUUUGUGGCCACAAAAUAAAGAGAGAGAUCCUUCGCGUUCAUUCUUGCCUUUUAGUUUUUUGUCUUUGCCCUCUCAUCCCUCUCUAGGGUUUCUGAUUUCGUGGCUUAGAGAAGAGAACACCCUGGUAGGAGGAGGAUAGGAAGAUAAAGUCUUCAGCUGGUUGAAGCUGCACAAGGUCCCUGGGAGGAUUUUAUCAUGGCGAGAGGCAAAAUUCAGCUGAGGCGAAUCGAGAACCCGACGAGCCGGCAAGUCACCUUCUCGAAGCGCCGGACCGGGAUGCUGAAGAAAGCUUACGAGCUCUCAGUCCUCUGCGAUGCCGAAGUCGCCGUGAUCAUCUUCUCGCAGAAAGGAAAGCUUUACGAGUUCUCCAGCAAUUCCGAAAUACAAAAGACAAUUGAUCGAUACCGUAGAUCAGCAAAUGAUGCGGAUAAGUACCGGGCUGACAUGGAACAACAUAUUCUGCGUUUGAAGCAAGAAACCGCGGAUAUGGAGAGGAAGAUUGAGCUUCUUGAAGCUUCUCUACGGAAGCUAUCAGGACAAUGUCUCGGAUCGGAUUCGAUCGAUGAAAUCCAAGAGAUUGGGGAUCAGCUCGAGCGAAGUUUGAGCAGCAUUAGGGCAAGAAAGGUGCAGUUAUUCAACGAUCAGGUACAGCAGUUACAAGCAAAGGAGUGGUCUCUGAAAGAAGAGAAUGCAAAGCUUCUUGCAAUGUGCCAUGCAUAUUAUUGGCAGUCAUCAGCUCAUCCGGAAGCAGCAGCAAUACAUAGCAGCAGCAGCAGGAGCACCGAUGUCGAGACCGAGUUGUUCAUUGGAUUGCCCAAGUUAAACUGAUUCGGCCAUCACCCGACACCGGGCU